Paramecium octaurelia is the source of this 1144-nucleotide messenger RNA. The record is from the annotation of a GenBank genome assembly. Lineage: Eukaryota; Ciliophora; Oligohymenophorea; Peniculida; Parameciidae.
AUGGCAAAUUAAAGCAAUGAUAGCAUCUUGGACCUGAGAGACAUUUGUAACAAACCCAAGAUUGUCAUUCAUGAUGGUCUUCUCUGGAAAUAUCAAGAUACCCAAUUUUCCAGACCCCCUAUAUCUCAAUACAAUCCGGAAAGUUGUAAAAUUAGCUACACCAUUAAGGAGUAUUCGAUUCAAGGUAAGCUUUUGAACAAGGAUUACAAAAAUAUUAGAAAGAUAUAGCUUAAGCAUGAUAGAAAAUCGUAUUUCGGAUUGCAUUUAAGCUUGAAUUCUAUGGGCAAUAAAGAGGUAGCUGUGUUUGAAGUUAAUCCGAAUUUGAGGAAAUCAAUUAUUCAACUAGACACUGAGAACGAAUGUCCAGAUAUCCCAAUCAUCAAUUUCAUUGAGAAUAAAUAUAGAUAAAUAAUUGAUUAGCCUUAAAUAUGGAUUAUUGAAGUUCAUGAUGUAGAGGAGAUUGAGGAAAAUGAUAAAUUAACUUUAGAAGAGAGGGAGUAAAAGGUUAAAUAAUUGAAACCCUAAGCUACUUAGCUAUUCAAAGAGUAGAAAUACAAGGAAGCCAUUUAAAUCUAUAGGACUAUUCAAUCCAAAAUUGGAUAAAUUCCAAAGGCUCUGAAAAAUACAAUGACCCAAGAAUAGAAGACAUUUUUUUAGAUUGAACUCUCAAGGGUUUAUUCUAAUUAAGCCAUUUGCUAUUUACAAAUGAAUGAAUAUGCAUAAGCCAUAGAUGCAUCAAAAUUAGCUAUAAAUGAAUGGGACCAAAAUUUUAAAGGUAAACAAUUCGAUAUAAACUAUAGCAUAUUGUAUUUAGGCUAAGGUUCAUUUUGAAAGAAAUUAAAAAAGUGAAGCUCUUGAAUAAUUCUAGCAAAUCAUCCAAAAAUUCCCCAAUGAAGAUGUCACAGAAGUAUAAAAGUAUAUAGAUAAAUGUUAACAACCCAAAAAAACCACCAAAAAUGAGCAAUAAUUAUAUAAGAAAAUAUUUGAAAAACUACAAGAUAAAGAUGAGGAUGAAAUAUAAAGAGAAUAGAAAGAGAAAUUUGAGAAGGUAGAAAAGAACAGACAGACUGAAAAAAUCUUAAAUUCAGCCAAAAAUGGGUAGUCCAUUAAUCAUGAAGAAAUUUAAAAAUUAUAAUGAUUUCUU